AUGCAACAUUUCUUUCUAAUUUGUUCAAAAACAAGUCCACAGGUUGUUGCAUCAAGUCGUCGAGAGAUUAAUGUUCCUUCACAAAUUGGUAGGAUUUUAUGUGGUAUUAGAUAUGCUGGAUUAGUAAAAUUAAUGGAUGCUAUGAAUUUACAGAAUCCAAUUCAAGAUGAAAGAUAUUCCAAAUGGGAUAAAGAUUUAUACGUUUUAGUAAAAUCAUUGUCGAAUCGGUCAAUGAAAAAAGCUGUUGAAAAAGCUGUGACUGCCAAAAAUGAUACAGAAUUAAUGAUUAGUGGAGAUGGAUUUUGGCAAACUCGAGGUGCACUUGCUAUUAAGAAAUCUAAUCCAGCUAAAUAUAAUGAUAUUAUUGGAUCACGUCGAAUCGAUUGGUGUGGUUAUUUAAAAGCUGCUCGUGAUGGAACAUCAUAUGGCCAUAAACCACAUGCUUUACCUCGUCCUGUCCUUGAUGCAAUCAAACCUGUUUUUGACAACAUUAGCUCUCGGGAAAGUCUUGCACGAGUGGUCGAUGCAUCAGGUCAGAAUCCAAACGACGGCUUUCAUUCGCUUGUCUGGUUUAUGCCACCAAAACACAAAACAACAUCUGGGACAACAUUUGAAAUUGCUUGCCAUCUUGCAAUAGUAAUAUUUAAUGGUGGAUAUUUUGCAUUAGAUCUUUUCAACAACAUGUGUGAUUGUCGUGGUUAUUAUACCGAUCAAGCAAUGAUUCACUUAGACAACAGUCUUCUCAACUCAGAAUCAAAAACAAAUAAUAGAAAAACAAGCAAAGAAGCUGGUCGUGAUGUACAGGAAAAUGUUGAUAAUGAUCAAACAAAUAAUAGCAAUAAUGCACCCGGUAAUGAUGAUAAAACAACAGAUGGUGAUGAACAAACGGAUGAUGAUUAUCAUCAAACAAAUCCGGUUGAUCAACCAACAACUCAAGAUAAUGAAACAAUUACUGAUAAUGAUGAACAUAUUACGAUGAUAAUGAUACAACAUAAAGAAGAAACACUUCUUAAUCCUGAUACAAGAACAAAUGAAAUUCUCGAAACCAAUGAUGGCAGUAGUGAUGACGAAGAUGGUUACUAUAAUCCAAGAGACAAAAGAAGUUAUACCACUGCAAAUAUAAUUCUUUCAUCGCCUCAUGCUGGCAGUGACAUGCCAGAAGAUGUGCCCGAUCGUACGAUAGGUGGUUGUCGACGAGCAAACUCAACUGUAUGUUCAUUUCAAUUUGAUGAUCCAUGUGACGACGGUGUGCGUUGUCCAGUUACUACAGUACAAGACUUUGCAAUGGAUGAUCGAUUCGCCGAAGAUGUAGCCGAUCAAUUAAAUCAAACGUAUGCUAUUAUACCAUUUCUUGUUGUCGCCAAAUGGAAUCGCAAGAAGAUUGAUUUUAAUCGGGAAAUGAAUGAAGCGACUUUCAAUCAUCUGGAAGCGAUUAAAUCGUACCGUAGUUAUCAUGAUUAUUUAGAAGAAGCCAUUGCUACCAUUGAGAGAAAAUUUCAUGGCCAAGGUUUACUUCUCGAUGUUCAUCAACAUGCACAAGGAAAGUAG
Messenger RNA from Rotaria sp. Silwood1, 1548 nucleotides. NCBI's taxonomy places the organism in Eukaryota, Metazoa, Rotifera, Eurotatoria, Philodinida, Philodinidae. The record is from the annotation of a GenBank genome assembly.